CCCCCCGUGGGUCCCACCGCGUGGCGCGCUACCACCGAACCCCCGGCCGGCUGGUGCCAGACGGGCCGCGUCCUCUCCCCGCGCCCGGCGGAGGAAGGUGCGGUCCGGGGAGGGGGCCGAGGCCCGACCCGGAAGCCGCCGCUCGCGCUGCGCUCGCCUCUCGCCGGGGAAACUCCGGGUCGCCCGAGUCCUUGGGCCCGCCGCGGCCUCCUUCCCCGGGCCCCACGGGGGCCCAUGGGUCUCCAUGGCGACGGCGGGGGCCCGGCCGGGGGGCGGGCAGCCCGGGUGGGGCCGCGGCGCUCCGGGGGCCUUCGCGGCGGCGUGGCCGUGUUCGCCGGCGUGGCCGCCGUGUUCACCCUCACGCUGCCCCCCUCGGUGCCGGGGGGAGACUCGGGGGAACUGAUCACAGCCGCACAUGAGCUUGGAGUUGCCCAUCCUCCUGGCUAUCCUUUGUUCACGCUGGUGGCUAAACUGGCAAUUAUACUCUUUCCUUUUGGUUCAGUUGCCUACCGCGUCAAUCUUCUGUGUGGCUUGUUUGGAGCAGUAGCUGCGUCAUUACUUUUUUUCACCGUUUUCAGGCUUUCUGGCUCACAUGCUGGAGGAAUCCUUGCUGCGGGGGUGUUUUCAUUUUCUCGUCUAACAUGGCAGUGGUCCAUUGCAGCAGAGGUUUUUAGCUUAAACAAUCUGUUUGUGGGGCUGCUUAUGGCUCUUACUGUACAUUUUGAGGAGGCAGCAACUGCAAAAGAAAGAUCAAAGAUAGCUAAAAUUGGUGCUUUCUGCUGUGGCCUUAGUUUAUGUAAUCAGCAUACAAUAGUACUCUAUGUUUUGUGCAUAAUACCAUGGAUUCUCUUUCGACUUUUAAAAGAGAAGGAACUCUCCCUGGGCUCUCUGUUGAAGUUGAGUCUGUACUUCUCUGCUGGUUUAUUGCCUUACGUCUACCUUCCUAUCUCAUCCUACCUCAAUCAAGCCCGUUGGACCUGGGGAGACCAGACAACGUUUCUAGGAUUUUUGACGCAUUUGCUCAGGGAAGAAUAUGGAACAUUCAGUCUGGCCAAAUCUGAAACAGGAUCCAGUAUGUCUAAAAUUUUGCUUUCUCAAGUAACAAGUAUGAGGACCCAACUCUCACUCAACAUUCAAGCCCUCGCAGUUUGGGCAAAUAUAUGUUUAGCAAGAAAGAACAGACAGAAUCCAUCAUUGGUAUGGCUUUUUACUGGAAUGUUUUGCACUUAUUCAUUGUUCUUUGCUUGGAGGGCGAAUUUAGAUAUUUCAAAACCACUUUUCAUGGGUGUGGUGGAGAGAUUCUGGAUGCAGAGCAAUGCGGUGGUGGCCGUCCUCGCUGGCCUCGGUUUGGCAACACUGGCUUCUGAGAGUAACCGAGUGCUGAACACUAGUGGGCUUCAGUGUCUGGAAUGGCUUUCAGCAGCUCUUUUUAUAAUUUACCAAAUAUAUUCUAAUUUCAGCAUUUGUGACCAAAGGACCAACUAUGUGAUUGAUAAAUUUGCAAAGAACCUUCUAGCCUCUAUGCCUCGUGAUGCAAUUAUCUUACUCAGAGGAGAUUUGCCAGGCAAUUCUCUCCGUUACAUGCAUUAUUGCGAGGGACUGAGACCAGAUAUUUCACUAGUGGAUCAGGAAAUGAUGACUUAUGAGUGGUAUUUACCCAAGAUGGCAAAGCAUUUACCAGGUGUCAGCUUUCCUGGAGACCGGUGGAAUCCUGUGGAAGGAAUAUUACCUAGUGGAAUGGUCACAUUUAAUCUUUAUCAUUUUCUUGAAAUAAACAAACAAAAAAAAACAUUUGUUUGCAUAGGAAUUCAUGAAGGUGACCCAACCUGGAAAAAGAAUUAUUCACUGUGGCCUUGGGGCUCUUGUGACAAAUUAGUUCCUUCAGAGAUUGUAUUCAACCCUGAGGAGUGGAUUAAACUUACAAGAAAUAUCUAUAACUGGACCGAAGAAUAUGGAAGGUUUGAUCCAUCUUCUUGGGAAUCUGUGGCCGACGAAGAGAUGUGGCAAGCAAGGAUGAAAACACCAUUCUUCAUCUUUAACCUGGCAGAAACUGCAAACAUACCUUCGAAUGUGAAGGCUCAACUCUACACUCAUGCGUAUAACCUUUAUAAGGAGAUUGUCUCUUUACAAAAGGAACACCCAGUGAAUUGGCACAAGAACUAUGCCAUCGCUUGUGAGCGCAUGUUACGCCUUCGGGAAAGAGGUGCAGACCCUGAAGUCUUGUUAUCUGAAACCAUCAGACACUUCCGCCUCUACACUCAGAAAGCACGGAAUGAUCCACAGCUGCCUGAUAUUUUCGUUGCUCUAAAGCACCUAAGAAAAGAAUUGCAAAGUCUGAGAAAUAGGAAAAAUGUCUGAGGCAGCAGGAUGUGAAAAAAACCUGCUCAUUGUUCAGCUUCCAGAAUUCCAAAGUGCAAAAGUUUUUCCUCCAAGAAAAAAAAAAUUGAAGACUCAGUCAUUUCCCAGAUAGGGUACAGCAGUACUGUUCAGUGGGGUGUUUGCGUGAUUGCGAUGUGCUACAUAUGCAAAUUCUGUGUAUCUCUUGUCACUUAGCAUUUCAGUGAGAACCUUCCAGAAAACCCUCCUACUUCUUCCAUCUUUCACCUAAUGACUUUGCUUGAUUAGAUGCUAGAAGAGAAUGGGCUAUUUUCACGUACUUUAAAUAUCGCUUGUGAAUCAUUUAUUGGGAUCAGUUUUGAAGAUUGCUUAUUGCUUAUUGGGAUUAGUUUUGAAGAUUAAAUUCAUAAAAUGUUAAUACCAGACCAAAGACACAUUUUCUGUUUCUCAAAAGUAAUUUUUUUUUUAAGAGUGAACCUUGCUCUGCUUCAAAUUAAAAUACUUUUUUUUUUUUUUUAGUAACUUUGGUUGUUACAUAAUCUCACACUUUAAGCUAAACACCAACCCAGUGAAUAUUUUGAAAAAAGUUGGGAGUUUUAUUGUCUUUGAUAAUUCUCUGAAAUCGUUAAAAAAUAAAGCUGCUAAUUUGCUUUCUUUCAGUUGCAUAAAGUGGCAAAUAAAAAGGAUUUUGUAUUUCCUUAGUUAAUUUUAUAUUUAUGUUUUACUUCUGUUUGGGCUCAUAAAUCCAGGCCCAAUAAUUAGUAGGCUCCUGCUGCCAAAAUGCAAAAAAAAAAAAAAAAAAAAAAGUGGGGACUGGGGGGUGGGGUGGAUGGGGAAGUGGUUCAAUAAAUUCAUUUCUGUUACAAGCAUCUUUUAUACAUAUUACUAAAGAGAACAUAGUAAGAAAUGCAAAUAAUAGUUCUUUAUUUUAUUAUGACAGUUAAUUAAUAGCAACCUGUUUUAAUGAAUAAAGUCACUCCGAGUCCUUCAGCACUUCCUAAGUAGAGGCCAGAAUCUGUAGGGAUUCUUUUCCCCCCAAUUGUAUAGCUCCUAGACUCCAAGCGCUAUAUAGGCCCCUGUAUAGAAAUGCUCACUAAUGAAGAGGGAGGGCUAGAAGCUUGUCUGCAUUCAAAGAUCACUGGUGAGUCAUUCAGCAAGAAAAGGCCCCUUACCAGGAAUAGUCACAGUUCCGUGGCAUUGUACUAGCAAAAGGGUCUGAUCAAAGGUCUCCUGUGGAGCUUGCAUGGUUCCCUUUCAUACCACGACCAUAAUUAAAACCACUAAUUCUCUUUUAAAAUGCUGCAGGAUGCCAUGUAGGCAUCUGUCUGGAGUGUCCUUUGUGAUGUCAUAAGCUGUUAAGGACCAGUGCCGAGGGCUUUUGAGUGAAAUGCCAGUCAUGAAGGUGCUUCAAGACAAGGGUGCCUCUCAAAGCUUGACAGGGCCUUGACUGCACAAUUCGAGCUGAAUUUGCCCCUUGUCAGCUGCCAGUAAAUAAAUCUCAAAGGGGGAAAAGCUGAAGUUUCAUUACCUGAUCCAUGGGGCUUUGUUGGUUUUGGCAUCACACAGGGGAAGCCCUUGCCCUUCCAUUCUCUGGAUUUGAAGAUGUCCAUUGGAGCCUGCAGCGCCUGGACAGGGUUCAGAGCGGAACCUUUUGAAGAGUGUCAAUAGUUGUAACAGUUCAGCUGUUAGGAAGACAAAUAAAUGGAGGAGCUCAUUAAUCCGCUUUUGGCUCUCUUUGCCUUUUGCCCUUUUAUCACAGCCUUAUUAGGCUCCUACUCAUCUUGAACCAGAAAAAAAUGAAUUGGAGUUGUUGAGUACUAAUUGGCAAAGACUUUUCAUCAUGGGCCAAGAACUUUCACUGACUUGAAAGUAACUUCUCCACAGGGAAGAACCAAAAACCUGGUUUACCUUAAAACAAAAACCUGUUGAGUUCGGGGUGGUGUAAAAAUUUAAGGAAGCGUUGAUAAAUUGUCUAAGUUUAUCCAUUUGAAAGAAAUCGUGUGAGAUUUCUUUGGAUUUGGAUUUCUACUUUCUUAAAGAGGAAAAGUACAAUAAAAUUCAAGUGAACAUUCCCGGGACAUGUGUUGUUUUUCUUGGUUCAGGAGAGAUGGCGUGCAUGGGUGAGGUGAUGGAGCAUCAGUAGGUACGUGGGCGUGAAUAUGCAUUUGGGCAUCUGUAUACACGUGGUGUCGGAAGGACCUUAUGGAAAGGAAG
This is a messenger RNA of Zalophus californianus (California sea lion), 4551 nucleotides long. RefSeq names its product transmembrane protein 260 (gene TMEM260). The record is from RefSeq and is a predicted model, not a curated record. NCBI's taxonomy places the organism in Eukaryota, Metazoa, Chordata, Mammalia, Carnivora, Otariidae. The transcript has 16 exons. Bases 235 to 2358 code for a protein of 707 amino acids.